Molecule: messenger RNA, 1798 nt
Organism: Hermetia illucens (black soldier fly)
Lineage: Eukaryota; Metazoa; Arthropoda; Insecta; Diptera; Stratiomyidae
Gene: cal1
Exons: 4
Coding region: 94-1701 (535 amino acids)
Source: RefSeq, a predicted model, not a curated record
GCCACUUGUUUGAUUUGACAGUUUCUCAAUUCCAUGUUCAAUUUCAAUGGUGAUGUGAACUGUUUUGUUUUCUUUACCGCCUAAGUUCUAAAUAUGAGUGAGGAAGAUUUAUCCGAUGUGCAAGAUCUCUUGCCAGACGACCAAGAAUUGUGUGAACGUUCUAGUCGUUGGGCCCAAAUGUUCGAGAAACAUCAAAAUGAUCGAGAAGACGGAGAUGUAAGAUUGGUAACUUACGUAGAACUUUCUGGAAAGUCUGAAGAUUCCGACGCUCAAACCGAAGAAACUGUUGAUCCAAAAGAAUUUGAGGACAAUGUGACCAAAGAAGAUCCAAGUUUUAAUAUUGACGACGUGUUAAAUGCAACACAGAAAGUUAUCGCGAAACGCAAGGAGUCCUGGAGACAGAAUGGCAUUGACCGUCUAAUGGACUCGUUCUGCUGUGAUCAAAUUUCCGGCAAGGUUGAUGGUUGGCUCCAAAAUAAUUGUGAUUAUUUUUCGUCGAAUUUCAGUAGGGAUCCGAAAAGGCAUUGUUUCAAUGAAAUCAAAAUAAACGAACGCAACAUAGUAGUGGAAAAAGAUUUUGAUGAUCGCUUAACAGAUACAUCUGUAGAUACCGCAAAAUAUAUUCUAUCGAAUAGGAAACGGCGUAAGUCGAAAGUUACAAUGACAAUAAAACAAUUUUGCUACUCUGCGCAGAGAAAGAGGAGUCCUACCCCUCUCAAAGCAUAUGAGAAAUCUAAAGAUGGUUAUAAUUCUCAUCCAAAAAUGCUAGCAUAUGACCUAAAAUCUCGAAGUAAAAAACAAUCAAGCGUUUCACCCCCAAAAAAAGUUAAGACAGCAAAGCGUCAACAGCGAAGACCAUAUUUCUCUACGUCAUCAUCUUCAUCGUCGUCGGAAGAUACAAACUUAGCUGAAAUUAAGCGUUCACAGAAAUAUUGUCGAAAACCAUAUAAGCUUCGACGGAAACGAGGGGGGAGUAAUGAAUAUAAAAAAAGCUGCAAUGGUGAUAUUUUAAAAAAGGAAAAAAGUAAAAACAACAUGAAGGAAGAAAUAGUAUGCCUGGAUUCUUCUGAUUCGUCUGUUUCCUGCAAUGAAUUGCAAAAGCGGAAAGCUAGUGGCCUUAUUUCUGAGGAGAAAUCUGGGGUAUCUAACGGCGAGAAUGCUCAUGCCUACGAUCCUGGCAGUAAUAAUUGCAAUUCCCUCGAAAAAGCACCAUCGGACUUAAAUCUGACUAAAAUCGGAGUAAUAAACUCGACAGCCAUCAAAUCACAAGACUCAAUGCUAUUUUGUAAGGAGAAGUUUGUGUCUGCGUGCACCAACGUGAACGAUUCUAGUAAUAAUCAAGGGCAAGCAAGCAACAAUAAUACAAUAGAUAGCGUUUUGACCACUCGACGGAGCAGUAUAAAGCCAAUCAUUCUGUAUUCACCGAAUUUGACAGGAACCCCUCCCAGUUUACUGAACAAACAAAAAUUAAAAAUUACACAGAAAGAUCUGGAAAGCUCGGUAGGAUCAGAAAUGAAAAAGCGAUUUUUGGGUAGUCGGAAAAAUUUCCACUAUGAGUGCAGUGCUAAGUCACAGUUAGUAUUCAUUCCCCCUAGUGAAGCGAAUGCAAUUAGUUCUUCGGGCGAGGAGGAAGACCCCAUCGGAUCAGCAAACAAUGGAAAAAUAGUGGAAAUUGUAUUUCUAGAUGAUGAAGCGUCAUAGUAGGAUUUUAAGCAUUAUUUUUUAUACUUGUUAAAUUGUAAUAUUUUAAAAGUUGUGCAGUUUUUUAAGUGUCAAAUAUAGAUUAUUUAAUUGUAAA